AUGCGUACGGGUAACAAAUUAUUUGCAGAAGCAUAUCUUCAGUAUUGGAAUCACAGUUUUCAAUUAGAGAGACUUAUUCUAUCUGGUGAUGGAUAUUGUAGAGCAUUCUCCAAAUUCCUCUAUUAUCAGCAUAAUCUAGAAUUUAUUGAUUUGUCACACAUUCAAAUGAGAAAAAGAUUUCCAUAUUGGUUGUUACACAACAAUACGAAACUAGAAAUUCUUUUCAUAAUCAACAACUCUCUCCGAGGGCCUUUCCGGUUACCAUUUCAAUCUCAUAUGAAUUUGUCAUGGUUGGAUAUCUCAUACAAUAGCUUCACUGGCUCUAUUCUGAUAGAAACUGGAACGCAUUUGCGAAGAUUGAGAUAUCCAAUGAUGUCAAAAAAUGGUUUCAGUGAUAGUACUCCAUAUUUGUUUGGAAAUAUGAGUUCACUGGAAAUUUUAGAUUUAUCCCACAACAAUUUCACUGGAAGCAUCCCAAGUAGCUUAUUAAAAUGUAACCAAUUGAAAAUAAUGGAUGUCAGUUAUAAUCAUCUCUAUGCACACAAAGAUCUAUCUGGCAAAACACCUGAGAGGGUUGCACAAUUUGCAACAUUUGACCAGAGUAGCUACGAGGGAAAUCCUUUCUUGUGUGGACUGCCACUGCCGAAGAGUUGCAACAACACAUCUCCAUCACCACCAGUAACUCCAACAGAAGAAAAAGAAGAUAACGGCUUCAUGGAUAUGGGUGUUUUCUGUGUGAGCUUUGUGGUGUCGUACAUCAUGGUGUUGCUAGCAAUAGCAGCAGUUCUAUACAUAAACCCAUACUGGCGACGAAGAUGGUUUUACUUCAUAGAAACGAGCCUUACCAAUUGCUACUAUUUUCUGGUGGACAAUAUUCCUCUACUGUCCAAAUUUGGACUUUCAUAG
Manihot esculenta (cassava) is the source of this 906-nucleotide messenger RNA. RefSeq names its product receptor-like protein 1. The record is from RefSeq and is a predicted model, not a curated record. Lineage: Eukaryota; Viridiplantae; Streptophyta; Magnoliopsida; Malpighiales; Euphorbiaceae. The transcript has 3 exons. Bases 1 to 906 code for a protein of 301 amino acids. Gene Ontology annotation, molecular function: protein binding.